AUUAUUUGAAAGUGAAGAAUAUGCUGACGUAACCAUUCAAGUUGGUUCAGAACCCAACGCCAAGUUUUUUCGAGUGCAUUCUCUAAUUUUACGUACUCGUUCUCCCUUUUUCCGCUCGGAACUUCUAAAAUAUGCCACAGGAAAUACCAAGAACAUUGUGUUAACCUUCAAUCAACCGAAUAUCUCAGUAGGAAUCUUUGAAAUACUACUCAGAUACAUUUACAUGGGAAGAAUAGAUAUUGCAAACUAUAAUGUACCGGACACCUUAAGUAUUUUAUCGGCAGCGAGUAAAUUGGAACUUCCGGAUUUGUGCACAUACAUUCAGGACUAUCUUUUAACUUUCAAAAAAGAUUUAUUGAAGCAACAUUUUGCCCUUGUGAAUAGAAUUGCUAAAGACUUUGAAAAUUUAUCAGCAUUUUGCAAAGAAUUUUUAAAGAAAAGCCCUGAAUUUUUCCUUCAUGAUGAAAGCUUCGCAUCAUUCAAAAAAGAAGAGCUUCUUGAUUUUUAUGCAAAGUCUUCCUCCCUAGUUAAACCAAUUGAUUUAUGGGACAAACUUAUCGAGUGGGGUAUCCUUCAGCUAAAGUUAACGGGAAAAAAUCAUGAUGCUUUGGGAGACAUAGUAAAACCGAUGAUUCCCUAUAUCGACUUUAAACGAAUUGAGAGAGUUGAUUUUUUUCAAAAAGUUCGACCUUUUAGAUACGUUUUUAAUGAAGAUGAUUAUAUUCAAAUUCUCGAAAGCACACUUCGUGAUCUAUCGUCAAAAUCAUCUCAUCCGUCAUCCCAUCCGCUAUAUAACCCGUCACCUCAUCCGCUACAUCAUCCGUCGUCCCAUCCGCCAUCUCAUUUGUCAUCCCAUCCGCCAUCUCAUUCGUCAUCCCAUCCGCCAUCCCAUCCGUCAUCCCAUCCGCCAGCUCAUUCGUCAACCCAUCCGCCAUCUCAUCC
Messenger RNA from Acaulospora morrowiae, 942 nucleotides. Lineage: Eukaryota; Fungi; Glomeromycota; Glomeromycetes; Diversisporales; Acaulosporaceae. The record is from the annotation of a GenBank genome assembly.